Jaculus jaculus (lesser Egyptian jerboa) is the source of this 1116-nucleotide messenger RNA. RefSeq names its product HCLS1 associated protein X-1 (gene Hax1). Lineage: Eukaryota; Metazoa; Chordata; Mammalia; Rodentia; Dipodidae. Gene Ontology annotation, cellular component: actin cytoskeleton; mitochondrion; sarcoplasmic reticulum. Gene Ontology annotation, biological process: regulation of actin filament polymerization; negative regulation of apoptotic process. The transcript is spliced from 7 exons. The record is from RefSeq and is a predicted model, not a curated record. The coding region runs from base 96 to 944 and encodes 282 amino acids.
CGGCGUGUGCUGAAAGCUCGCUCAAUUUCCGACCGCGUAACACCGGCUGAUCCCUGUUGCUCAUGGGUUGCAGGAGAAAUUAGUCUAGUCCCGUCAUGGGAAUGAGCCUCUUUGAUCUCUUCCGGGGCUUUUUCGGCUUCUCUGGACCUAGGAGCCACAGAGAUCCCUUUUUCGGAGGGAUGACUCGAGAUGAAGAUGAGGAUGAUGAAGAGGAGGAGGAGGAAGGAGCCGCGUGGGGCCGAGGGAGCCGGAGAUCUGAUGGUUACCGGCCUCCGGAGGAAUUUGGCUUCAUGUACAGCCCAGGAGGAGGGAUGCGUUUCCAUGAUAACUUCGGCUUUGAUGAUCUAGUACGGGAUUUCAAUAGCAUCUUCAGCGAGAUGGGGGCCUGGACCUUGCCUUCCCACCCUCCUGAACUUCCAGGUCCUGAGUUAGAAGAAACACCUGGAGAAAGACCACGGGAGGGGCAGACACUUCGGGACUCGAUGCUUAAGUAUCCAGAUAGUCACCAGCCCAGGAUCUUUGGGGGGGUUUUGGAAAGUGAUGCAAGAACUGAAUCCCCAAAACCAGCACCAGACUGGGAAUUCCAGAGACCUUUUCAUAGGUUUGAUGAUGUGUGGCCCAUGACCCCCUCCACGAGAGCCAGAGAGGACAAUGACCUUGACUCCCAGGUUUCCCAGGAGGGCCUCAGCACAGUCCUUCAGCCCCAACCCAAAUCCUAUUUCAAGAGCAUCUCUGUGACCAAAAUCAUUAAGCCAGAUGGGAUAGUGGAGGAGCGCCGCACGGUGGUGGACAGUGAGGGCCGGAGGGAGACCACAGUAACCCACCAAGAAGCAGACUGCAGUCCCAGAGAUGGUAAGAAUCCAGACUCAACAAGACUCCCAGCUCUGGAUGAUGCCUUUUCCAUCCUGGAUUUAUUCGUAGGACGGUGGUUCCGGUCCCGGUAGCUUUGUUCACCUUAAGAACCCUUCAGGCCCUUUCAGGCUCCCGCCCAUUGCUAAUUGUCAGUAACUUUACCUUUUUGGUCCCCUUAAGAGGCUUGAGUGUCAAAUAGUGUUUUGGGAUUACAUAAUCUGUCACACACCCAGACCGACCAAUAAAACCUUUAUUUAUGCUAAA